Molecule: messenger RNA, 1300 nt
Organism: Gossypium raimondii (Peruvian cotton)
Lineage: Eukaryota; Viridiplantae; Streptophyta; Magnoliopsida; Malvales; Malvaceae
Product: bidirectional sugar transporter SWEET4
Exons: 9
Coding region: 1-1275 (424 amino acids)
Biological process (GO): carbohydrate transport
Cellular component (GO): membrane
Molecular function (GO): sugar transmembrane transporter activity
Source: RefSeq, a predicted model, not a curated record
AUGGGGAACCAGAUGAUGAAAAUGGAAGCUGCAAUAAUCAAUGAAAUGGCAGGGCAAAGGUCAGAGGUUGGUGGGGGUUGUGAGAAUAUGAUGAAGACACUUUUCCAAGCUUUUGAAAUACUUGAGCAAUGGGAGUGCGAACAAGGUUCGCAAAAUUAUGAUGAUGGAAGCGAGCUAAGGCCGCAAUCUGGUAAUGAUCUAAUUGAAGCAGACUUUGACAACACUUUAGUAAAGGGCACACGAUCGAUUGAUGAGAUCUAUCAGCAAGCUGAUGUAGCACUACUUGAACUUGCGAUCUUUAAAGAAGCUAAAACCAUAGAAGGUUGGAAAGAAGCCAUGCAAGAGGAGUUGAAUAUGAUUCACAAGAACCAAACUUGGGAGCUCGUUGACAAACCGUCGUACAAAAAGGUUAUUGGCGUUAAACUGAAGGUGAGGUUGGGUGGGAAAGGUUUUAGUCAGCAAUAUGGCAUUGAUUAUUGGGAGACCAACAGCAAGGAAGAAAUCUAUGUGGAGCAACCUCCUGCGUUCGCAAUUAGAGGAAAAGAAGAGAAGGUUAAAGCAACCCAAAUUUUAUGCGACAACCAGUCCGCCAUAGCAAUUGCGAAGAACCCAAUCUUCUAUGGAAAGACAAAACAUUUCAAGAUCAAUCCCACAUUUAUUAAAAUAUUUAAAUUGAAAUCCGUGGAAGAGUUCAAGCCGGAUCCAUAUGUAGCAACAAUCUUGAACUGUGCCAUGUGGGUGUUCUAUGGUCUUCCCAUAGUCCAUCCCGACAGUCUUUUGAUCAUUACCAUCAAUGGUGUUGGCCUGGUGAUUGAGGGUGUCUUCGUAACCAUCUUCUUUAUCUUCUCUAACAACAAGAAACGAAAGAGGAUUUGCUUUUAUCUUUUGAUCGAAAUCAUCUUCAUGGUAGCCGUAGUUUUGAUUACUUUACUUGUGUUCCAAACAACCCAAAAAAGGUCCAUGUUUGUUGGAAUUUUGGCCAUUGUCUUCAACAUUGGAAUGUACACUUCACCAUUGACAGUCAUGCGUAUGGUGAUUAAGACAAAAAGCGUCAAGUACAUGCCCUUCAGUCUCUCACUUUUUAACUUCUUAAAUGGAGUUGUUUGGGUGAUUUAUGCAUUACUCAAAUUUGAUAUUAACGUCUUGAUUCCGAAUGGCUUGGGAACCCUGUCAGGUUUGGUGCAGCUUAUACUUUAUGCAUGGUUCUAUAGAACUACCAAAUGGGAUGAAGAUGAUAAAGCACCAGCUCAACAAGUUCAACUUUCCGAGAUUUGAUGAUGACGCCAUCAAAUUUUAUUUC